UUUGUUGACAAAAAUGACGAGCAAUGACUUUUUUCUCUUUCUUGGGGGUUUUAUCUGUUAACUUUGCGCUUUCCUUUACCGUCGAAAUGUGAAUUAUUACAUAAGUUAAGCUCAAAUGAUCACUCCCAGUCUCAACCAUAAUACAUAUACAUAAUCAACAUGACACUGUCAUUUUCAGUUACUUUUGAAUAUUUUAAUACAAAUAUCAUUUAUGUGCAAUGAGCACAACAUUUCAGUGAGCACCAUAAAGACAAACAUCAUGUCGGAAAUUUUUUCCCUUUAAACUGACGGGGUGGCAUUUCACCUGAGCUUGGCCCUGUAAUUAAAUCAUCACUACACGGUUUCGUAGACAGAAAUCGAGAUAAUAGCCCAAUUUAUAAUGAUGUCCGAAAACACCUUGGAUCUCUGCAAGAUUCGUUGCACCCGAUUUUAUUAAAGAUAAGGUUAAAUGUGGAACUUGAAGAGGAAGUCUGGGGCAAUUAAGACCCCCUCCUCCGCUAGUCCUUGCGUCACGCGUCCCUUCACUAUCGCCUGGUUGAAUAUGCAACGAUUGCUCUUGCAGAAGUACGGUGUUUCCGUCAAAUUUGGCACUUAUAUGUGUCCGGGAACGUAUAUUAUUUGUGGAACCAAAUUUCGGGGAACAUUUUUUGCCAGAAAGCCUCAAAUUGGCAUAUAGCUUCAUCCCGUAGAGAGUCCUAUUGGAAAUACACAUUCUGUGACUUUAGAGGAAAAAGGGUUAGCCAGGAAAAUUGGACGUCAGUAUGGGGCAGGUCGGCCUGAGUACGAUGCCCGGAAAGGCUGGCCAUUCUGACAAGAAAGGAGAGGCUCUAUUGAAUUACGUACGGGAAAACGUCAUCGGCAGCGAGGUAGCUUUUGACGGUCCAUUUGGAUCUCGACCAGUCACCUACUGUGAUUAUACAGCGUCGGGUCGGCCGCUACAGUUUAUCGAAGAUUACAUCACAGACUAUGUCUAUCCGACCUACGGAAACACACACACCACUACCUCUAUCGUCUCCUUGCAAACUACCAAGUUUAGAAAUAGCGCACGGGACAUCAUAAAGAAAUGUGUCAACGCCUCCGAGGAUGACGUGGUGAUAUUUGUUGGAAGCGGCACGACGGGCGCAGUACAUAAACUUCUCAAUGUGUUAGGACUACAAACCGACCUCUUCGAUGAGACGAAUACGGUAGUAUUCGUUGGCCCGUACGAGCAUCAUUCCAACAUAUUACCUUGGAAGGAGAACGGGUUGAAGGUAGAAAGAAUAAGGGAAGACAAGGACGGCCUGUUUGAUGUGGAUUACCUGACAAAGUUACUGAAGGAAUACAAAGCCAAGCAAUACACAAUGAUUGGGGCGUUCUCUGCAUCUAGUAAUGUGACCGGAAUUUUGACCGACACUGUGGCCGUGGCAGAGAUAUUGCAUGAGUACGGCGCCUUGUCGUUCUGGGAUUACGCCGCAGGAGCUCCAUACCUGAAGAUAGACAUGAACCCCACCUCAACUGGUUACAAGGACGCCGUGUUUUGCUCCCCACACAAAUUCAUAGGUGGUGUUGGGACCCCAGGUCUGCUGAUCGCCAAGAAAUGGCUGUUUACAAAUUCUGUUCCUCACAACUGUGGCGGGGGCACGGUGUCAUACGUGACACGAGAGACGCACACAUAUCUCAACGACAUCGAGGAAAGGGAAGAAGGUGGGACGCCCGCCAUCGUGGAAUCCAUCAGAUGUGGGAUGGUCUUUCAGCUGAAAAAUGCUAUCGGCGCUGACUUCAUUGAACGAAAAGAGGCUGAACUGUGUCAAAUGGCGUACAGAGUAUGGAGCAGAAACCCGAACAUUUUGCUCCUUGGAAACAAGAGCGUACCGCGCGUUCCAAUCCUCUCAUUCCUGGUUUUGAAUCCAGAGAGCGGAAAGUUUCUUCAUCACAACUUUGUCUCCAUGCUUCUGAAUGACUUGUAUGGGAUACAGACUAGAGGAGGAUGCGCAUGCGCUGGACCCUAUGCGCAGGAUCUUCUAGAAAUGGAUGAAGAAAUGGCACAACGGUUUGCUGUAUUUUUUGCGGAGAGAGGCAAAAAUGGCGAAAUAACAGAACCCCAAGAAAUAAUGAAGCCUGGAUUUGCCAGACUAAACCUACCCUAUUUUUUCGAAGACUACACAGUGAAGUUCGUGCUGGAGGCCGUGAACCAAGUGGCCAGACAUGGAUGGAAACUCCUACCACUGUACCAUCUGGAUGUGAAGACGGGGACCUGCAAGCACAGACUGCACACUUAUAGUAUGCAGAGCCUUUUCGAUAUUGAAUACAAAAUGACGGGGAUGGAGGUUAAGUCUGAUGGCAUUACACGAAAUAUGUGCGUCACCAAGGAGGAGCUGAAGGAUGUCUUAAAGAAAGCCGAAAAAGUAUUUGCUAAAGCGUCUAAACUAUGCAGGGUCAUUAACUGUACCUACGACCAGGAGAUCAAGAUCUUACCAGAAGAGAGACAUUUUGUGUGGUUUCUACAGCCACGAGAUGCACAGAUGAUGCUGUUUGGGCCACGUAGAGAAGUCCAUAUCAAAACAGCAGCAAGCAGGGCGCUGGGCCUUCCUUUCUAUCCUAAGAGGUAUUCUGGUGGCCAUGAGUCAGAGAAGGAAGACAAGCGAAGAGUCGAAUCUCUAGGAAACAUAUCCGCGGAUAGUGGCGUAGAAUUCAACGACGUCCCGGAAGAUUACAUUUACGACGUUCCUCGGCGAUUCGUUCGUGACGAUCCACAGGUGGGCGAGCUCAUUCAGCCAUCGUCUGCAAUUUGGAGCCAAAACCCACCCUUUUCACGCACACAACCAAGAGAUCACAGGAUUUACACAAAGAAAAACCCACUCUACGUGGGGGAAGAUGCAUAUGCUGUCAUGCAUUCGCCACACCACCAUCGCCUGAGCAAGGGAGCACAUUACAGUUCCCAUGGCGACCUUCCACGUGCAGGACGCCUAGCAACGUAUGACUCCCUUGGCAACAACGCAUACGGCUCUACGAUGCAGUUGUAUUCUGAUCCACGAUGGCGUCGUGAGGUGAAUGGUAAAGAAUUGCGAAAUUUGGACAAAAAAGGUGGCAAGUAUCAGAGGAAAGGGAAGAGGGAUUCCGGUGGUAUGGUUUUACAAGAUCCCCCGUACAGAGCUUACACGGCACAAUGGCUGGAUGUUAACCAGAUAUAUUACAGCACGUGAACUGUAAUGAAUUCAAAGAAAAAAUGCAUCAAAAGAAACACGAUGAAUGAUUAAUGAUUCCCUUUUGGUACUAUGAGUAUUUUUUAUAAAUUCUUUUUGUACUUUAAAACUCCAUAAAAUUUCGAUAUUAGAAGCUUUAAUUUAAUACCAAGUGGACCUGUAGAUAAACAUAAAUACUAUUCGUAAAAAAAAAUCACGGGAGAAAAUAAGAAACCUUGAAGCUGGACCUGACCAUACCAAAACAGGACAAUCUGUUAGUGAGCUGUCACCUUACGGCCGUUCCCUAAUAAAAAUAUGGUGGCAAGAGUAAAAUCCUUAGACUGAGAAAUGUAGAACAAAAGAACAUUUUCUGGGUUAUAGUGCCACAGUGUAACUCAGAUUUGCGUCUGAAAAAAAA
This is a messenger RNA of Lingula anatina, 3579 nucleotides long. RefSeq lists its product as uncharacterized. The record is from RefSeq and is a predicted model, not a curated record. NCBI's taxonomy places the organism in Eukaryota, Metazoa, Brachiopoda, Lingulata, Lingulida, Lingulidae.